AUGCCCUUGCACAAUGUCACUCUGGUGGUGGUGGUUGUAGGUAGUGUUUGUUCGUCAAAUUCAGAAACUGUGUCAGAGGGUGAUAACAUCAAGAAUGGACAAGAUGAGGGUCGUUCUAUGAAAGAGAUAGAGAUGAAGAUGUCACCUUUGUCGACACUGGAACCAUCUUUUGAAGCUCUGAAUGUGAAGAAGUUCGAUGUUGCAUUUGCAGUGGAUCCUCUUUAUCACCAAACAUCUGCACAAUUUGAUGAAGGUGGAGCUAAGGGUCUCUUAUUGAAUAAUCUUGGAGUUUAUGGAGGAUGUCGAGUACUAUUUGAUUCCCUAGAAGUACCAAGAAAGUGUAUGUCAUGUUCAAUUCAAAACACUAAUUCCGAUAUGAUUGAUAUCUCUUUUGCCAGAGAAUACGUUGAACAGAUGCUCAUGAAUAUGCCCAGAAAAAAUGAAAUUUCUCCAACUUUCAGGAAAAUAGUUUGCCAAUUUGAAGAAGAUAAUCAAAAGUUUUCACAUGCAUUUACUGAAGGCCAGAAAUCUGUAGUUAUGGCUGAUUCUGUUGAGGACAUUAAUCAUCCUGUGAAUGAUAAUCCAUCUCGAAGCUUUGAGACAGGGAACUUUGGUCCUGAUGAGGAUGCAAGUGUAGUUGAUGAAAGCUUCAACUUUGGAGAUACAACUUCUUUAAGUCAUAAUGAGGAGAGUCAUUGCUAUGCAUCCUAUGAGGCUGAUGUGGAAGGAAAAUAUGAGGAAUUUGCUUUAUGUUCAGAAGAAUUUCCUGCCACCAAAAGCAGAACAGGUUUGUCAACAAAGAGGCCAACGGACAGUACACCUCUGGAACUUGAUAUUGAUUUUAUUAAGUUUCUGGAUCAAGAAUUUCCAGGUAUCUUUGCUCCCCCAAAAAAUCCCAGGUCGCUUCUGCUACCUGCAAAUAGAAUGCCUGGGAGUAACACACUUCCUGAAGAUUGCCAUUAUCAACCAGAAGAUCUUGUCAAGUUGUUUCUUCUUCAUAAUGUUAUGCCUGAGCUUACCCAGAGCUCUCAGGAUUUUGAUGUUGAGCUCAUACAGUGCUUUGGGGAAGAAGAAGAAAACUUUCAGGUAAUAGUGUGCUUCUUUUACUUAUGGCAUAUAAUGCCUCUGGGAGAUGAUGGCUCAUGGCAACACAACAAUAAUUUUGAUGAACAAUUGCCUACAUGGGACAAUGACAAUCUGUUUGGUGGCCAAUAUGAUGAUGACUGUGUCCAUAGUGAUCUGGAAGAUUCAGACGGACUUGUCUCUCAUCCUCGUCAGGUAACUAAGAUUGAAGUUCAGUAUGACAAAACUUCUAAACAAGUUGAUGUGCAUGUGCUCAGGGAAACCCUUUGGGAUCACAUACAAGAAUCUGUUUGCGUGCCAGAAACAGUUUGCAAGGACACGGUAUCUUUUAAACAUGUUCUAGCCACCUUUCCUGAAGAAUGCCAAACUGCACAGCCGGAGGAUAUUUCGCCUCAUCUGUGCUUCAUUUGCCUAUUGCAUUUAGCCAAUGAGCAUUGUUUAAGCAUCACUAACUGCCCCACCUUCGAUGAACUCACUAUUUACCUUCCUUCUCAUGGAAAACACGCAUGA
Ilex paraguariensis (yerba mate) is the source of this 1593-nucleotide messenger RNA. The record is from the annotation of a GenBank genome assembly. Lineage: Eukaryota; Viridiplantae; Streptophyta; Magnoliopsida; Aquifoliales; Aquifoliaceae.